GCGCGCCCGCUCUGCAGAACCACAGGCAGGUGUGCAGGCGCCGCAGAGCCGUUAGCGCGCGCCUUCCGUGCGGCCUGUCCGUGGGAGCGUCCCCGCUCCUACCCGGGCCCCACCAACCCGACCCGACCCGACCCGCAGCCAGUCCCGUUCCCAGGCGUCGAGCGAGCCUGCUUGAGCACCGCAGCCAUGUCUAUGGGCCUGGAGAUCACCGGCACGUCGCUGGCCGUGCUGGGCUGGCUGGGCACGAUCGUGUGCUGCGCGCUGCCCAUGUGGCGCGUGUCGUCCUUCAUCGGCAGCAGCAUCAUCACGGCGCAGAUCACCUGGGAGGGCCUGUGGAUGAACUGCGUGGUGCAGAGCACGGGCCAGAUGCAGUGCAAGAUGUACGACUCGCUGCUGGCCCUGCCGCAGGACCUGCAGGCGGCCCGCGCGCUCCUGGUCGUCGCCAUCCUGCUGGCCGCCUUCGGACUGCUCGUGGCGCUCGUGGGCGCCCAGUGCACCAACUGCGUGCAGGACGACACGGCCAAGGCUAAGAUCACCAUCGUGGCGGGCGUGCUCUUCUUGCUGGCCGCCCUGCUCACCCUGGUGCCCGUGUCCUGGUCGGCCAACACCAUCGUCCGAGACUUCUACAACCCCUUGGUGCCCGACGCGCAGAAGCGCGAGCUAGGCGCGGGGCUCUACGUGGGCUGGGCGGCCGCCGCGCUGCAGCUGAUGGGGGGCGCGCUGCUCUGCUGCUCCUGCCCGCCGCGGGACAAGUACUCGGCCGCCAAGAUCCACUAUUCGGUGCCACGCUCCGCCGCGCCACACACGGCCCCCAGCACUUCCUAUGACCGCAAGGACUACGUGUGAGGGGCAGAGCCACACCGGGAGCCCCCUUCCAUCUCCUGUGUCAGAGCGGGACGCCCCGCUCUGGUCCCAACCCUUCCCCACCACGCCUGGCACCUCUCGGACCAGACCUGGAGUUCUCUGUUUCCCUCCACGCAGCCUGGGAGCAGAAUCGGGGAGUCCAGGGGCACACCCGCUCGGACAAAGGAGCCUCAAAAGGCUUUGGGAAUCGCUGCCCUGUGGUGGCCACCUCUACUUGUCCACGCCCUCGGUGCCGCAGGCCCCCAAAUCCUGCGCUGGGCAGGAGCCGGAAGCCUUGAAAAAAAGGCCACUUCAUAUUUUUCAAUAAAAGCCUUUCUUUUUUUU
Molecule: messenger RNA, 1188 nt
Organism: Suncus etruscus (white-toothed pygmy shrew)
Lineage: Eukaryota; Metazoa; Chordata; Mammalia; Eulipotyphla; Soricidae
Gene: CLDN3
Product: claudin 3
Exons: 1
Coding region: 187-846 (219 amino acids)
Biological process (GO): cell adhesion; bicellular tight junction assembly
Cellular component (GO): bicellular tight junction; plasma membrane
Molecular function (GO): structural molecule activity
Source: RefSeq, a predicted model, not a curated record